AUAAAUAAUCCUUAUUAAUGUAUAAGCGCAGUAUUCUGAGGCGCCAGAUCCAAUAAGAUUUACCAGGGGUAGCUUCUGUAAUUUUUUUUCUUAUAUCUUUUCUUCUUUGUGUAGCUAAACCUCUAACUAAAAUAUUAUGCAAUUUCCGGAUCCACAAUGUGCCAAAUAUACGUAUAUAUAGUUGGAUCCAAUGCUUGUUCAGUCAGUAUUCAUUCUCUACUGGAAUUAAGACGUAUCGACAACACAGGUUCUUGCAAACAUGCAGUAUUCAUACUUAAUUUUCCUUGCUGUAGUUUGCACAGCACAGUCUGUUUUGUCAAUGUCAUUAAAGGAGAUCAGUGAUGCUUGUAAGAAAGAGUAUAACUUUGAUGGCGAUUUAGAUAAAAUUAAUUACGACGAUCCUGAAUUUCCAAAAGAAGCUAAGUGUACAUUGGCCUGUUCAUUUGAGAAAAAGGGUGUGAUGAAAGCAGAUGGAUCGUUCGAUAAGGAAAAGGAUAAAGAGGCUGUUGAAGAAAUAGUGAAAGAUGAAGUGCUAAAAGCAAAGUUGAUGGCAGCGAUUGAUGAAUGUGAUGUUACAGCGAAUGCAGAUAAAUGUGAAGCGGCUUACGAGUUUGUAAAAUGCAAAAAAGCGAAGAUGAAAGCAGAUGGAUCCUUCGAUAAAGAAAAGGAUAAAGAGGCUGUUGAAGAAAUAGUGAAAGAUGAAGUGCUAAAAGCAAAGUUGAUGGCAGCGAUUGAUGAAUGCGAUGUUACAGCGAAUGCAGAUAAAUGUGAAGCGGCUUACGAGUUUGUAAAAUGCAAAAAAGCGAAGGUAAGGCGGUCUUAA
Messenger RNA from Nezara viridula (southern green stink bug), 823 nucleotides. The record is from the annotation of a GenBank genome assembly. Lineage: Eukaryota; Metazoa; Arthropoda; Insecta; Hemiptera; Pentatomidae.